GGAGAAAGAGAAGAAAACUUGUAGCAGUUGACAAGGGAAGAUGGGCGAGACGAGACCAGUACCAAGGAGAGAGAGUCCAUGGGGAAUGCCAGAAGGAGAGCAUCGACAACCCAAGGCUCACCGUUGCAACGAUCGAGCUGAAGAUGUUAUCCAAGCUUGUUUUGAAGGGAACCCAUUUAAGACUGUCCCGGGACCUUUUAAGCUCUUUUGGCGGUGCAUGCGCUCUAAACCUGGGGAGGAACCGACCGAACCAUACACCUAUUUGCAGCUGGAUCCCCCUAAGAGAGAGGUGGAACUUGAAUGAAAUGCCCUUUAUUGCACUUCCUCUCAGAUUUGGAUCAUUGCUG
Molecule: messenger RNA, 347 nt
Organism: Hibiscus syriacus
Lineage: Eukaryota; Viridiplantae; Streptophyta; Magnoliopsida; Malvales; Malvaceae
Exons: 3
Coding region: 41-304 (87 amino acids)
Source: RefSeq, a predicted model, not a curated record